AUGUCCCGUCCUGAUCUCCCAGACAACCAGGAGAAGGGUGACAGCGCUGGAACGUGGAGUGAGGACCGUAUCCCGGUCGUUGACCUCGAUGUCCUCGUCAAUGGCGACGCCGCUCAACGGUCGGAGGCGAUCCGGCACCUUGGUCGGGCGUGCGAAGAGUGGGGCUUCUUUAUGGUCAUCAACCAUGGUGUUCCUGGAUCUCUCCAAGGAGCAACCAUGGACGCGUGCAAGGAGAUGUUCGGUUUACCAGCGGAGGAAAACGCUGAGUACAUGAACCCCACCCUGAUGGCGCCCGUUAGCCUGGGGACGUCUUUGAAUUCUGCCUACUGGAGGAACUACGUCAAGUUUUUCACGCACCCCGAUUUCCACUGCCCGGAGAAGCCAGCAAACCUAAGAGGAAAUGUUACCGAGUACGCGACUCGCACGAGAGGCCUGAUGCUAGCGCUCACGGCGGCGAUCUCCGAGAGCAUGGGGCUUGCCGACGGCCGCAUCGCUGAAGCGCUAAACCUGGAGGACUGCUUCCAAUUAGUCGUCUGGAACCAAUACCCGCCGGCUGGCCCGGAGGUCGGGUUGCCGCCUCACACUGACCACGGCCUACUCGCUCUUCUCUUCCAGACCGGCGUCGACGGCCUACAAGUCCAGAAGAACGGCCGUUGGAUCCUCGCGAAGCCCAUUCCCAACUCGUACUUCGUCAUCGCCGGUGAUCAGCUUGAGAUUGUUAGCAAUGGAAGGUACAAGGCCGCGCUCCACCGUGCAAUGGUCCAUGGAGAGCAGGCGAGAAUGUCGUCCGUGUGCCUGCUCGGGCCAUGCCUCGACACCGUCGUCCAGCCGAUACCAGAGCUGGCACUGCAGGGAGUGGAGUUCAGGGGUGUCAAGUACAGAGACUACAUUGAGCACCAACGUACCAAAACUGUCAACGAGAGUGCGGCGGUGGUCGUCGCUCGUGCGCAGCGUGAAAUAUUAGCGCGCCAGGGCUCGCCCAACAAUCCCGAAAUUAACGCCUAA
Molecule: messenger RNA, 1005 nt
Organism: Lolium rigidum
Lineage: Eukaryota; Viridiplantae; Streptophyta; Magnoliopsida; Poales; Poaceae
Product: 2-oxoglutarate-dependent dioxygenase 19-like
Exons: 4
Coding region: 1-1005 (334 amino acids)
Source: RefSeq, a predicted model, not a curated record